Messenger RNA from Filobasidium floriforme, 4087 nucleotides. RefSeq names its product raptor N-terminal caspase like domain-containing protein. Gene Ontology annotation, biological process: cellular response to starvation; positive regulation of protein serine/threonine kinase activity; regulation of autophagy. The coding region runs from base 144 to 3932 and encodes 1262 amino acids. The transcript has 16 exons. Gene Ontology annotation, cellular component: TORC1 complex; cytoplasm. The record is from RefSeq and is a predicted model, not a curated record. Gene Ontology annotation, molecular function: protein binding; protein-macromolecule adaptor activity. NCBI's taxonomy places the organism in Eukaryota, Fungi, Basidiomycota, Tremellomycetes, Filobasidiales, Filobasidiaceae.
UGUCAUUUUCUGACGCUCUCUUGUCGAUAAAGGGCAGCCGAGUUACUUAUGUCUACCCCAAUGCGACGAUUCGAACUGUCCUGCUGACAGGCAACCGGUCUCGUUAGGGUGUGAAUUAUUGUUGAAACUUGAGGUUCGACGCAAUGUCUUUCACAGAUCUAGAAAUUCCUACCAAGCUGCUAUGGAAACGACUCAGCGAAGCAGGGGUGGAGGGUCCAUCCAACUGGAAAGAAUACGAGAUCGAGGGAGCUCAGAAGAAUGACGCAGGGGGCGACUGGGAUGGCUCGGGUUCGAUGCCGUUGCGACUCACGCAUGCUGUACUUGCGAUAUGCUUGAAUCUGGGCACACCACAGGGCAUCAGAACCAAGACGGAAGAAGCAUUCUUCGAUCCGUCGACACGACAUCAUGAGCGGAGUAUGCGGGCGAUCAUGAACAAGUUAGUUGAUUCGGUGGAAAACCUGCAGAAGAUGUCCAUUCUAGCGUUACCGGACCCGCGUUCCGAAACGGUUGUCAGUGCUCUACAAAGAGCUAGGCGGGAGGCCAAGGAUCAACAGAUGCUCUUUCUGUACAACGAUCACGGCACCCUGGCCCCAACGGAACAAGGGGAGAUAUGGUGCUUCGACACCGACUUUCCUAUCAGUCCUACCACUUACAAUCCGGUUUUUGUGUCGGCAUUGGUAGACGUUGCACUCCCAGGAACCAUUUACGUUUGGGAUUGUGACAAUGCUGGCAAAGUCAUUGACAGCGCUAUUGAACACGCGAGGAGGAAGGAUCUGGGCACGGAGUCGGAUUCAAUCUUCUUGAGGGACAAGAGGCAGAAGUUUACACAUCUCGAUCACGACAUCCAUUUCGGAGCGUCGGCCCACAAACAAGUCCUGCCAACUGCUGAUGGCUUGCCUAGAGACGUGUUUACCGUCUGCAUGCUGUCGCCACUCUUGAUGGCUUUGCGCCACCACUUCGCAGCCGAUGAUCUGAAAUUGACGAAGUCGAUGACCGCGGCUUGCCCUCCUAUCACGACGGAGAUGCUCAUGAAACUACCCGGCCAAUUGAAUCAGCGUGAUACACCAUUAGGGGAGAUGAACUGGCUCCUAAUGGCCAUCCUGGAGACUAUUGCCUUUCAGAGUCUCCCGUUGAACCUUUUUCGCAAACUGUUCCGAACCAAUUCCGGACUAGCGGGCCUGGCGCGUGGUUUCAUACUGGCGCAAAGAGUGCUUCGACAAUAUGACUGUACUCCGGUCAGCUAUCCUCCCAUGCCAUCAACGCAUCUGCAUCCACUGUGGCAAGUCUGGGACACCGCUGUGGACGACCUGUUCUGUCAACUUCCCCUUCAAGAACCCCUGCCUGGCCAAUUACACGUCUACCGCUCGCCCAAACUCCUCUCAGAACAGUUGUUUGCCUUCUCGGCACAACUUACUCUUUUCGCGGACAAGCGGAGAACAAGGGAAAACAGGAAGAAGACGUCACAACUGUGCGCCAACUCGCUCCCUAUCGUCUUCUUUGCUGCUGCAGGCGGGCCGUGUCGCUUGUUGGCGUUGACGUUGAUGGUGCGCUACCUCGAUAUAGGCGGUUGUUAUCCCGUCUGGUGGUGCUUCGCCUGUGGGAUAGAUCAGCUCCGAAAUCGCAUGUUGAACUGGGACAAUAGCGAAGAGGCGAGCCAGGUAGCCUACGUUUUUCAGAGGCUGCUCCAAAGCGAGCAAGGACCUGCAAUGCUAGCUCAAUAUAAUUCAUCCACCGGCCGUACCACGCUCUCUUCCUUCACUAGGAUGCUCAGCAACCAGCAGGACGGCAAUUAUGAGCUGGGAUGGUCCCCCGAUACCGUUGCUGGAGUUUUCUACAUGAUGAGUGUGGCGACUCAACAACCGGACUUUGAUCCAGUGUCGAUACAAGAGGACCGGUGGAUCGUCCUAAUCGUUGAACACCUCGUCAGCUCUGACGACUUAGCACGCCAAUGGUCAUUAUUGCUCUUGGCGACCAUCUGGUCGCACGACCAGAUCGUAACGGCUGAUCACCUGAAAAGGAUACUGGACCUCCUAGUCGAACGCGUGGCGGACAACAACGAGCAGACAAGGUUUGCGGCUCUGUACUGCUUGUGGCAGUAUUUCCUGUCGGAUGCAUACAGCCGAGCGGAUACGUCUCUUCGAGGGCUCGUGCUACGUGCCGCUGCCAGGGUCUUUGCGACAACGCAAACCGACGCGUCCAUAUUAGUGAGAAGGUUACUCUUGGUCUGCGUCGAAACUAUUCAGGAAAAGAGGCCGUAUUGGCUCUCGUUGUCUCCUUGGUGCUACAUGGCCACCAGAGUAAAGGAUGAAGGCGGACCCGCUCUCGAGAAAGAAUGUGCACUCCUACUCCAGUGCUGCUUACGCUGCUGCGACGAAUGCGAUACGGUCGAAAUGUCUGCAGAGCGCUUGGCAGCUUUAGAGGCUAUCUGCAAUGCCAUCACUCGGUUAUGUGAUGACCCAGACACUCGACUCGCCUCGCUCGCUCGGGAAGUCUUCAACAAAGCAAACACGUCCGCACGGGAUUCGGCAAUAGCCCAAUGUCUUCCGUUGCUACGACAACGGCUGGAGGAUUUCGAGGACGUCAUUGAUGAUAUGGAUCCCUCCUCCGAUUCCAAGACAUCGUCUGCGCUAUCGAGCAGUACUUUUCGAGGCAAUGGAGUUGAGACCGAGCAACACGCCAACGUCUAUUCGCGACUCUUGAUUGCGGUCAGGAAUGUUGUCCACCAACACUAUCCUAAAGAAAGAUCUCCUUCUUACGUGACCGAGGAAUUAGUAGAACAGAUCAACGGGUGGCGACAUUGUAUGGAACUCUAUUUCCAUUCGUCCCGUCUAAUAUGGACUGAGAAGAAAUUGAGCAGAAAGGAGCUACAAGCCGCCGAGAAAGUUCGCCGAGGCAAACAUACAGCGUUCGAGUCUGAAAGCCGAGCUGACAAGUCUUGGGCGACUGAGAAAGCGAAGAUUGAGGUGGAUUCAUUGCUCAACGCUGUUAGGUUCCAUUCAUUCGAAGCUUUGAUGGCGACUUCAGAGCCUCGUCGGACCGUAUUCUACGAUCUCGACAACUUGCAAGCCACAGACAGAGUCACGUUGACCAUCCCGCCCAGAUGGGGUGAUCUUCUGUGCACCAGAUUCCUUGAAGAGCAACACGAUGUCGGCACGACCAUGCAAGUCACAUCCGAGGGCGUCGUCAGGGUACAACGACACGUCCUAGAUGCGGAUCAAGACGCUCAGACAACGUUGCUUUUCCGUUGCCCAAGAGCGUCCGGAUACAACGUAGUGACGAGGUGGUCCGUACUCCGGCAAGAAUUAUCCAUCUCACCGAAAGCAGGUACGAUCGUGCAGUGGAAUCUGCAAGAAGCGCGCCAGACUCGCAAGUAUCGGUCCGUCCGCUCGGUACCGAUCACUUGCCUGGAUUAUGAAAAGGAGACCGGUCAUCUGCUCCUCGCUGGCUACGAGGACGGCUGUCUGGAGCUGUUCGAUCAACGGCAGCAGAAAAGACCGUCCGUUGCUCUCUGGAACGCGAAUUUGGGCAGGAAAUCCCUGUUUUGCCACUUGACGACCGGUCAAGAGAUCGUCUCGGUACAUGAAAACGGUACCAUGAACAUUUGGGAUUUGCGAGUCCCCGAUCAGCCGAUCUCGACCAAUCACAACUCGCUCGACACGGAAGGGAAAAUUACCAUUGCCGCCACGGGGAUGGACUCGGUUUCACUAUUCGCACAACUCUCGCUCUACCCGCCUGACACUUCGCCCGAAUUGUCCAUCGGACGGGUCUCGUUCCCAACACCCGUCCAGACCUCGGUUCUGAAUCUUCCCGGCACUUUGCGGCCGGGCGAUCCGGCUUGUCUCGCGUUUCAUCCAAACUCGCUCAUGCUCGCCAUCGCGACGCCUGCCGAGAGAGAGGGUAGAACCACGGUCUCGAUUCGGAGUAUCAAUUAGAUCUUGUUCAUUCGUGCCUGUGACUUUUUCUUUGUACACGUAUCGAUAUCAUUCUAUGCGGGCAAUUCCCUCCACGCCAAGAGGUGUCCCUCUUGUCCAUCGAACACCUUAUCGACCCUCCUUGCCAGCCUCACCAUCAUCGCCUCGGCUUCCAC